GUCAACCGUCCUGGCGAUGCCUGCUUGCAUUCGGCUGUUGUUCGGCUGCCGUAUAGACGUUGAGACUCGUUGGCAGAUCACGUUGGGUCAUCUUCAAGGGACUGACUGCCCAAGCCAGCCAGCCAGCCAGCCAGGCGGCCCACCAUGCCUCCAUGCCUACCAAUCCCACUCACCACCAAGCAUAUCCGCAAAUCGGGGGCAAGAUCUCUCUCUCUCUCUCUCUCUCUCUCUGACCACCUCUUUAGCGUACAUACAUUCACAGCGUAUCACAGCAGCCGGCUUUGAUUCGUCA
This is a messenger RNA of Neurospora hispaniola, 292 nucleotides long. RefSeq lists its product as uncharacterized. The annotation marks the transcript as partial. Lineage: Eukaryota; Fungi; Ascomycota; Sordariomycetes; Sordariales; Sordariaceae. The transcript has a single exon. The record is from RefSeq and is a predicted model, not a curated record.